This is a messenger RNA of Lotus japonicus, 3313 nucleotides long. RefSeq lists its product as uncharacterized. Gene Ontology annotation, biological process: activation of GTPase activity. Gene Ontology annotation, molecular function: GTPase activator activity. The record is from RefSeq and is a predicted model, not a curated record. The transcript is spliced from 5 exons. NCBI's taxonomy places the organism in Eukaryota, Viridiplantae, Streptophyta, Magnoliopsida, Fabales, Fabaceae. The coding region runs from base 443 to 3121 and encodes 892 amino acids.
ACAAGUCAAGCACAUACACACAGAAGCACAAUCACAUACCUACCUUCUUUUCAUUUUUUCUCCAUCUUCAUUUCCCUUUUUCUGUUCACAAAACAAACUCAUUAUUCUCUCUCUCUCUCUCUAAAACAAUUCAUCAUCACAAUGAAGCUUGAAAGAACAUGAAGAGAAAAACACACAACUGCAAAAAUCAUUGAGAAAAAAUUAAGCCACCCCAAUUCAUUUUUCCUCAUAAAUUCAUCACCUUGUUCUUACUCCAAGCUCAAUUGAGCUUCUUCUUACCUUCCCAGAGAGAGAAAUCAAGUAAAGUUAGGGUUUUUUUAUUCCUCUUUUAACUUCAGAGUUUUGUCAAAUUUUGUUGAUUUUCUUCUUCUUCUUCUAGAAAGUUUGUGUUUUUCUGGAUUUGUGUCGAGUUUUAGCAUCUGGGUUGGUGAGGAAUUGCUGCAUGGUCAUGCCUCCUUCUCUGGUGGAUCCAUUGUUACCGUCUCCUUCGAGCUCUGACUCUGUUCCUCCGAGAUCGGCGCCGGAGAAUCGGCGAUUCGGUGAUCUUAGAGGCUUCCAGUGGCGUAUAAAUCUUGGGGUGUUGCCGUCUGCGUCUUCAGCUUCCAUUGAUGUUCUUCGUCGGGUCACUGCUGAUUGUAGAAGGAGGUAUGCUAGUUUGAGAAGGCGCCUCCUUGUUGAACCACAUGUUCGAAAGGAUGGAACUAAUUCACCUAAUGCUGUCGUGGACAAUCCACUUUCACAAAAUCCAGAUAGUACAUGGAGUCGCUUUUUUCGCAAUGCAGAGCUGGAGAGAAUGGUUGAUCAGGAUUUGUCACGCUUAUACCCAGAACAUGGCAGUUAUUUCCAGACACCGGGAUGCCAAGGCAUGUUGAGACGAAUUUUAUUACUAUGGUGUCUCAGGCACCCAGAAUGUGGUUAUAGACAAGGAAUGCAUGAAUUACUUGCUCCUCUGCUUUAUGUUCUCCAAGUUGAUUUGGAGCGUCUUUCAGAAGUUCGGAAGCUUUAUGAAGAUCAAUUCACAGACAGAUUUGAUGGCCUUCUAUGCCAAGAGAAUGAUCUUGCUUACAGUUUCGAUUUUAUGAAAUAUCCAGACCAGGUAGAGAAUGAAAUUGGCUCCUGUGGAAAUGCAAUGAAAGUCAAUAGUCUUGAUGAACUUGAUCCUGAGAUAAGGACUAUUGUAUUGCUAAGUGAUGCAUAUGGAGCUGAAGGUGAACUGGGCAUCGUUUUAUCUGAGAAAUUCAUGGAACAUGAUGGUUACUGUAUGUUUGAUGCUUUAAUGAAGGGGUACCAUGGUUCAGUUGCAAUGGCGGAUUUCUUCUCUUCCUCCCCUGUAGCUGGGUCCCAUACUGGCCUUCCUCCAGUUAUUGAAGCCUCUACUGCAUUGUAUCAUUUGUUGUCUGUUGUGGAUUCAUCUCUGCAUAGCCAUCUUUUUGACCUUGGGGUUGAACCUCAGUACUUUUCUCUCCGAUGGUUGCGAGUUUUAUUUGGACGGGAAUUUUCACUUGACAACCUCUUGCUCGUCUGGGAUGAGAUUUUCGCAUCGGAUAAUAGCAAAAAAGAAAGAAGUGCAGAUGAUAACAUAGAAUGUGGGUUUGGGAUCUUAAAUUCACCUCGUGGAGCAUUUAUCUCAGCUAUGGCUGUAGCAAUGUUACUUCAUUUGAGAUCUUCACUACUUGCAGCUGAAAACCCUACAACCUGUCUCCAGAGAUUACUAAACUUCCCUGAAAACAUUGAUAUUGAAAAACUACUGGAGAAGGCUAAAUCAUUGCAGGACCUUGCAUUAAGUGUUGAUAUUUCGUCCUCGUCGCUUUUGUUUGUAGGGUCUCAUCACCAAAGUAAGUUUAUGUCUACAAGACCCGUGACCUUUCCAUCUGAAUCUGUCUCUCCAAAAACUCCUCUGAACGUGGUACCUGAUAGCUACUGGGAAGAAAAGUGGAGAGUUGCCCACAAGGAUGAAGAGCUUAAGAAAGAUGGUGCAGAAAAUCAGGUUCCAACUCGGAAGAAGGGAUGGACAGAAAAGGUAAAGUUCAGUUUAAGAAGAACAGAGUCUGAUCCAUCUCCAUCUAGGAUUCAGAAUGGAAAAAAGGAACCUAAGGUAUCUGUUAGGCGCAGUCUGUUAAAAGAUCUUUGUAAGGCACUUGGCUCGGAGGAAGAUACAGAAAAAUUACAGGGUCCUGAAACCCUAGGCCAGCAAGAUAAUCUUUCUGAAGCAGUUGAAGUAGAGGAGCAAGGUGAUGGCUGUAAUGGUGACAACAAUUACUCAUCUGAUGAUAGAAGUCCCAGUGGGAAUUCUGAUUCAUCUACAUAUUUUGACCCGACUAGUCCUCCUAAUGAGGCCAAUGAUCAUGAAAUUACCUUAGAGAAAAGUAGUGUUGGGUCAAAUUUAUCCCUUGGUGAAUGCAGUGAAACUUCAGAUACCAGUCCUAAUGAUUCACUGCUUCCAAUCUCUCAUCCUCCUGAGAGCAUACCUCAGGCAUCAGGGUGCAAUAAUGACGAUGCAGGAAAUCCAGGAUGCCAUGAAAUUUCAGAAGCCAGUUCCAAUAAUGAGGCUACAAAAUCAGGGUGCAAUAAUGAUGAUGCAGGAAAUCCUCAAUGCAAUGAAAUUUCAGAUAAUGGUCCAAAUAAUUCACCAUCUCCAAUCUCUGGUCCUCCUGAGAACACACCUCAGACGUGCAAUAAUGAUGAUUCAGGAAAUUCAGUCACACAUCCUAAAGAGAGAAAACAAAAUAAAUUCCAGUGGCUUUGGAAGUUUGGACGGAAUAAUGCUGACGUUAUCUCUGAGAAAGUAGGAGGUGCUGCUGAGGCUACAAAACCUACCAACAGUUCUAGCAGCCAAAGUAAUAGACCCGCGCCGGCCUCAUCUACAUCUAAUGGUCAUUGUAGUUCUGUUAGCUAUGGAGGAGAAUCUGUGGACCAGAAUGUGAUGGGAACUUUGAAGAAUCUUGGGCAGUCUAUGCUUGACCAUAUUCAGGUGAUUGAAUCUGUUUUCCAACAAGACCGGGGACAGGGAGCCUCAAUGGAGAACUUAUCUAAGAAUGUUCUUGUUGGCAAAGGCCAGGUUACUGCCGUGACAGCUCUCAAGGAGCUUCGGAAAAUUAGCAAUCUUUUGUCGGAAAUGUGAGUUGUAUUGAUCAUGUACAUAGAUUUUGUAAUUAGUGGGAAUAAAUUGAUUUUCUUCUGCUGCACUCCACCAAAGUUUUGAAGAUAUUUAGAGGGAGAAAUAUGUAAAUAUAUGUAUCCGGGUUACAUAAAUAAAUUAUGACUAUCAAUUUAUGAUUAUGGUUUGCUUCUUGCAAACCAUGCCUUCCAUUUA